CGUUUAAUCCACGCAAAGUACUGAGGAGAAGAAGAGUGCGCGAGAAGACGAAGAAGAGCAGCAAAGAAAUUAUCUGUUUCUGUGCAGGUUAAUUUAUUUACGAACUCAGAAACCAAAGCAGGAGAAGACCAUGCUGAGAGCGUGUCUGAGAGGGGCUAAUGCUACCGCCCGGUAGUGCUUCCAAAGUGGUUGUUGCUGGCUUGCUGACAGUAAGUGGUGGCAUUGGAGGGACCGUACUCUACGCCAAAUGGGACCAUAAGUUCAGAGCAGCGGUUGAGAAGAACGUCCCGUACUCAGACUGGCUGCUGGGUUUGGCCUUGGGACCCGCUGCCCAAGAUCCUGGCCUCCCCAUAAAGAAACGGGUGGAGUUGGCCCAGCCGCCCUCUAUGAUAGAAAAACAAGUGAAGAAGUCGGCGAAGAAGGAGGGAGCCGAGGGUCCGGUCAAAGACUCCAGCCCCGCCCCCAGUCAGCCUGCACAGAGCCUACAGGCCCCAGCAGAAGCCUCUCAGGAGGCCUCAGCAGAGGCGACUCAUAUCAUCUCAGCCAUCGGUGAGGUCCCAUCAGUCCCUGCUCCAUGUGACACAGAGGCAGCAGCAGUCAAAGAGUGCAAUGAGUGCCAUGAACACAAGGAGGCGACAGCGGUCCAUCCUGCACCCACAGAACCAAUGAAAGAGCGUCCAGUAGAAGAAGUGGCUGCUAGACUUGCUCAACAAGAGCAGGAGGAACAGGAUAUUUCAGCAUCGGUAUCAGCCAGUCUUGAAGACUCACUGGCGAGCUCAGCCAAAGCUACUCUGCAGGCCAUAGGAGCGCAAGAAGCAGCCCUGCAGGCUAUCAUGCAGCACACAGACAAACUGAAGGAGGCUAUGGAAGCAGAGGUUCUUCCUGAGGAGAAGUCAAACCAGUGGAAGGACCUGGAAGCUGCUCUUGCUGAUAGAACCACGGCUUUGAACGAUGCCAGAGCCGCUCUGUCGAAAGCCAACGAGUCCUUGGACAGUCUCAGGUCAGUGAUUGACGAGUCCAAAGGGCUGAAGAUAUCCUCUGUUCGCCCGCUGGUUUUAGCAGCAGAGGAGAAUCUCCAUAACAUGGUUGUGGACUUGGACAAAAUGGCCAUGAAGGUUCAGUCUGCAGAGUCAGAGGCUAAGAUCGUCUCCCAGUACAGUGAACUGGUUAACGAAGCCAAACGACAGUUUCAAAGGGAAGUCAGCAGUCUCACUCCAGAGAUCCAGGCCAACUGGAAAGGGCUCACUGGUAAACUGUCCACAGACGACCUCAACGCUCUGAUCGCCCAUGCACAUCGUCGCAUUGACCAGUUGAACCGAGAGCUGGCUGAGCAGAAGGUCAGAGAGAAGAUCCACAUUGAUGCAGCGUUGGAGCAACAGAAACUCGAGGACCAGAAAGCUCUGGACAACGCUGUCAACACUGCCCUGCAACAUGUCAAAGAAGAUUCCCGGCUGGACCAGGAGAGGAAGCUGGCUGAGUUAAGAGAAGUGAUGGAGGCAGAGAUGAGGACUCAGCUGCGGCGGCAGGCAGCAGCUCACACAGACCACGUCCAAGAUGUGCUCAAAGUCCAGGAGCACGAGCUGAAAGCUGAGGCUGAGCAGGUACUGAGCAGUAAGAUGCUGGAACAGGAGACUCGCUACCGUCAGCUGACCCAGGAACAGCUCGACAACUUCACUUUGGACAUGAACACAGCCUACGCGAGGCUGAAGGGGGUGGAAGAAGCUAUAGACAGCCACGUGGUAGCAGAGGACGAGGCUCGUAAGGCCCACCAGCUGUGGCUCUCUGUGGAGGCUCUCAGUUACUCCCUAAAGACUGCUGAAGCCGACGUGCCCACUGUGCCUCUGGAGAACGCCGCUCAGGCUGUUCGCGACAGCUGCCGAGACAACGACUUUGCCUUGGCGCUGGCGUCGGCUCUUCCGGAGAAAUCCCUGCAGCGAGGCGUGUACAGCGAGGCCUCUCUCCGUGCCCGUUUCAACUCCUUGCGAUCGCUGGCCCGCCGCGUCGCUCUCAUCGAUGAAUCUCGUAACUCCUUGUAUCAGUAUUUCUUGUCCUACCUUCAAGCUGCACUGCUGUUUGAGAAGAGUCAGGAAGCUCCGCCUAGCCAGCUGAGCUCUGAGGAUUUAGAUCCAUUCAAGCUUCUGUCAUAUGCUAGCUACUGCUUAGAGCACGGGGACCUGGAGUUAGCAGCUAAACUGGUGAACCAGCUGAGAGGAGAGGCCAGGAGAGUAGUGGAGGACUGGCUUAUUGAAGCCAGACUCACACUGGAAACUAGGCAGGUAGUGAAUCUGCUGUCUGCUUACGCAAAUGCUGUGGGUUUGGGUACCACACAGGCGCCGUAGGUUGCCACAGCAACCGUUAAGGGAAAAAAUCUGCUAAAAGUCUUUUUUUCCAAGAAGUAUCAAAGUUCCCGAGUGUAGCUGGAAGUGGCUCAGGAGGAGCUUCAGCCUGAAUCCUUUGUGCAGGGAAGCAUCGGCAGUCUGCAGCACAGAAAGAUGGUUUCUUCCUUUAAAGUUACCUGAACCACAUAAAUGUAUUCCUCUGAAAGCACUAACUCACUGUGGCCACUUAUUUAUAUGAUACAUUCAAUGCACUUCUUAGCUUAGUCUUAUCAAUUCAGACUGCAGGUUUGGCCCAGCUAUUCGUCUCCAGCCCGUGUGUUAUGGAACCGUCAUCCUACGAAUUACAGUUGGAUAUUUGUGAAUACUGCACAUGUUAAAUAAAUCCUGGAAAAAAGAAAA
Messenger RNA from Haplochromis burtoni (Burton's mouthbrooder), 2738 nucleotides. It is a transcript of the gene immt, whose product is annotated as inner membrane protein, mitochondrial (mitofilin). The record is from RefSeq and is a predicted model, not a curated record. Gene Ontology annotation, biological process: cristae formation. Gene Ontology annotation, cellular component: MICOS complex. NCBI's taxonomy places the organism in Eukaryota, Metazoa, Chordata, Actinopteri, Cichliformes, Cichlidae.